Messenger RNA from Recurvomyces mirabilis, 1461 nucleotides. RefSeq lists its product as uncharacterized. The transcript has a single exon. Lineage: Eukaryota; Fungi; Ascomycota; Dothideomycetes; Mycosphaerellales; Teratosphaeriaceae. The record is from RefSeq and is a predicted model, not a curated record. Gene Ontology annotation, biological process: RNA processing. Gene Ontology annotation, cellular component: nucleus. Gene Ontology annotation, molecular function: RNA-3'-phosphate cyclase activity. Bases 1 to 1461 code for a protein of 486 amino acids.
AUGCCAAGAUUAAGACACCUCACCUUAGACGGCCGCACCCUAGAAGGCGGCGGCCAACUCCUCCGCACAGCCAUCUGCCUCUCAGCCCUGACCUCCACCCCGCUCAAAAUCCACCAUAUCCGUGGCAACCGGUCCGGAGGCGGCGGCCUCAAAGCCCAACAUCUCGCUUCCGUGAAAUGGCUCGCUGAAGCCUGUGAUGCUCAUGUUGAGGGAGGGGAGAAGGGGAGUACUGACCUCCUAUUCGAGCCGGGACAGGGUAGGGGUAGAGGGAAGGGAGUAGUGGGUGGUGAUGGGGUGCCGGCGGUGUUUACGAAGAAGACUCUGCCUGAUGGGGAUGGGGAGAAAGUAUGGGAGGCACGUCUCGAGAUCGGAACGGCGGGGAGUACGGGGUUGGCUUUACAGGCCAUCCUACCUUUUAUCCUGUUCACGAAACUUCCUGGAGACGCAAGACUACCAGUCCAUCUGACACUCUCCGGCGGCACGAAUGUCUCGGGUUCGCCAUCAUAUGAGUAUCUUUCGCAAGUUCUACUGCCGAUGCUAAAGGCGAUUGGACUUCCGGAGAUGAAGACUGUGUUGCAUAAGAGGGGGUGGAGUCAGGGUGGGAGUAGUGUUGGGAGUCUCACGAUCGAGAUACCCACUAGAAAGAAUGUGGUGUUGGAAGCUUUCACCCUGGCGCCUCCGGAUCUACCUUUCAAGACUCAGGGACCACUACGCAGGCCUAGGCAGAUGACGGCCACUUUCGUCGCACCCAUAUCCUGCCAUGCUCACCUGAAGCAAGUCUUCGUACCCCGAGCCCGCGAGUUAUUCGUUACGAAAUCAGACUCCGCCAUUAAUGACGACGACGAACCCCUCCCCAUCGCGAUCCGGUGUACAGAUAGUGGCCACGAAAAGAGAUUAUACCUAAUAGCCGUCCUCACCGUUCCAACCCUAACGACCACAACUGCUUCAUUAGAUCCCACCUCCCCCCCCACAUCACCAACAGACUCCAUCCUAGCCAGCGACUGGCUCUACGACAAGAGAAUCCCCGUCAAUUCCAAAACACGCCCGCACGACGAAGUAGCGGAGAACAUGGCCCAGCGUGUCCUGACAGAACUUCAUCAGCAAUGGAGGAGUGGUGCGUACGUAGACGAGCAUCUGCGGGAUCAGUUGGUUAUCUUCCAGGCGCUUGCGAAUGGGAGGUCGAGAGUCCACCCGGGAUAUAAGGCUGUUCUUCCAGCUGGGACUGGUGAGGGUGAAGGUGAAGGUGAUGGGGGGUUGAGAGAGCCGAGUCUACAUACCCAGACAGCUGAGUGGGUUGUCAACGAGAUGCUCGGGGCUGAAUUCGAUGGAAGUGGAAGGUGCGAGGGCGUGGGAUUCGAUGGGAGCGAGGGGAUCGAUUGGGUGCGUAAGGUCAAGGAGAAGAAGCGGGCAGAAGAUGUGAACGGUCUCUGUAGAGGCAUAGACGGAGUGAAUAUGACAUGA